AUGUUAAUGCUGUUGGUUUGGUGCACAGUACUGCUCAAACAACAUUUUCUUAGCGCUUGGUACUGUAUAGUACAGGGUGGUACUAUAUAGCACGAGGUAAAAAUUGAGCUAUAACGCGUGAAUGAUGUUGUUUUGGUAUGCAGUACUGAUCAGACGUUCAUUUUGUGCAAAAACAAAUUCGUGCUAUAUAGUACCAAGUGCUAAAACACAUUUUUGAGAACUACUGGGCUUCAAACCCAUAGCAUUGACGUGUUAUGGCUUAAUUUUUACCUCGUGCUAUAUAGUACCACCUUGUACUAUAUAGUACCAAGUGCUAAGAACAUGUUGUUUGAGCAGUACUGUGCACCAAACCAACAGCAUUAACAUCUGAAUGCAUAAUUUUUAAUCGUACUAUCCAGCUUGGGGACAAAAACGUCCUGGGGACAAAACCGGUGUGGGGACAAAAAAAUAAAAAAAGUGGGGACAAAACCGUCAUGGGAACAAAACCGAUCUGGGGACAAAAAGGCUCGAAAAAAGGGGGGACAAAAACGUCCUGGGGACAAAACCGUCUUGGGGACAAAACCGGUGUGGGGACAAAAACGUCCACUGCGCACUGGAAACCGCCAAUUCUUUCUCACGAAUUUGCAUAGAACCAACUGACAAAGCCUUCAUCAAUUUCCCCUAAUUUCAGAAGUCGGUGUCUCCCGCUCCUGAAAAUAUUUCUAUCAAUCCCUCCGGAGUCUUUGAACUGGCGCUGUUUCACAAUGCCCUUGAUUUCUACAAAGGUCUGAACCGCGACACCAAAGUUCUCCUUGUCACUGUGGACUUCCGUUCAGGAUCGUGUAGCAUUUCGCUACCGCACGAUGAUUCAACACCUAUUGAUUGCCAAAUAGAACAACGUAAGAUGCCAUUUGGAAUUGAGGUGCGUUUCCGAAGGUACAAAGAGGUAGAGUUUGUGGAAGUCUCGUCGAAAGAGUUGGGAAUUUUCGAGGUCGUGAAUAAAACGUUGCCACUUGUACAAGCGGUAGAAGUAACAGGAGAUGGAUUGAAAGUUGCAAACUUCGAGAUCGACCACAACGCUCGGUUACCGAUUUUGCGAAAUGUUAAAUUUGGAAUGGGUGAGUUAGAGAAACUAGCCACGACAAACUGAGAUAAGGUCCGGUGAAAUGGAUUGGCAAUUCGCGCGAAAAAACAUUUUGUCGAGGAAGAACUAGUGAUUUCUUGAGGCGAGAGAGUACAUUUUGCGUGUCUUUUCUCCUGUCUUCCAUGCAAAAUCAAGCCGAAGUGUAAAAAACCGAUAGCGAAGAGUCUAUUCGGGUCACAGGAGUCCUCAGUUUGGCGUGCGACCCCGUUCAAUCUUUUGCAUACUUUGAGACCUACUAAAGUACAAAAUAGAUAGUUAUGUGGACCUGAAAGCCUUUUGAGGAGAGUCUUUUUUAUCUUUACUACAUUUGAACAUUUGAAAAAAAAUUAUUACACUCUUACACAUGUACGUUAAUAGAGCCUUUAUGUCAACGGGACACGGUACAAAUUAGGUGAGGACGGUAAAAAGGGUCGACAGUUUGCCUCAUGCACAGCCGAACGAGCCCUGCUCGUUUCACAAUAGGUCUCAAAAUAUACGGCUGCAGAUUUGCUCAUAAAAGAAUUUUUUACACUUUACAUCUUUUUGACACAACACUUUCAAUAGGCUCUAAGCAUACAUAAAGUUGAGGUCAUGAUACGGGACCCCCCAGUUUUUGGAAGCCCCCACGGUUAAUAUUGCUCGUUUCAGGCGACUUCAUCGAAUUCGAUUUCACCACCGCUUAUGAUUUUACGACCUUUUACUUAAAUGGCCGAUGCCGAGAUACAAUACCGCUUCAGAUACUUGUAGAACCAAGAAACAACGUUAUUACUCUUAACGCAUAUAACAAGACCGAAUGGGGAGAAGAAAUAAACGCUUUACACAUAACAGAAUUGGACACCAAGUACAUCAUGAGGCUUGUAAAUAUGCCUCAGGGUAUCUUCGUUUAUAUUGAUGGAGAAAAUGUGCACACUUUCAAACAUAGAACCAAGUACCCGUACAAGGAUUAUGUGGAAUUAUAUUCGGAUCCCUGGCGUGGCUCUAUUAACCGCAUAACAUACGGUAGCGGGGCUCCACAAAAGUCUGACCGUAGGUUCAAGCCAGAGAACCGGUUAAGUUCAAGUUCCAAAAGGUUUGAACUCUGACGUCUAGUUUAGGCUGAAAUUGACCCUAAUUAAUCAUUGUGGUCUGUGCCGUUUGACAUGUCCUAUUCAUUCCAUGCGAGCAAGGAAACAAAGAUUCAACUAAUACAAUGCUAAUUUUGUAUUUCCUUGUUGGCUUAUUUUUACCGCAGAUGAAGACAACUACCGUGAUGUAAAAUAUUUGUACACCAUGGUUUAUUCAUCAUACUAGUCCUUCCGGAAAGUCGCCUGACUGAUUUUUGGUGCUUGCACUGCGCGAAAAAAGUCAGGGUGCGAGCGACAGCCCCAAAAAGCCUAUUGCACGGUGCAAAAAGCCUAAAAUUGCGCAGUGCGAAGUGAAAUUUUGUUUUCGCCGAUUUCAGUUCCGCACGGUGCAAACUUAUCAGGAUUUUUUGUCUCGACGUGUAUAAACUACAAAUAAAGUCUUUUUUCUGGAAGCUAAUUUAAACUUCCAGGGUGCUGUAGUAUUCUUGGAAUCCAAUUUGCAACUUUUAUUGUUUUCAUAAAUACAAAUAAACAUAAAACUAAUUUAUUGUCCGCUUUUUUAUUUGCUCCGGAACCCCAUCCCAUAAGGACAGUCUAAUUUUGAGUUGGAGGAAUACGGUAAUUCCGCAAUAAAAGAAAAAGGGUUUGUUUACAAGAACGUGUCCCUAUUUUUGAUGUUUCGCCCGCGUAAUUAAUUUUCAUUACUUCACUUCCUUGAACCCAAAUUUUUUGUGAGUGCUCUGGAGAGUACUCACUUUAAAAUGCAGACAUUCUUUGUCUGCAUUUUUCCGCUGUCAAUCGUCUUUGGAUAUAUCCAAAAAGGUCCGAGACCAGUUUGACAUCCCAAUCUUCUCAUAUAUUAGUGCAAAUUUUGCAUGAACAUUGAAUUUUUGCUCAUUUGGUGGUCAUUUUCAUUCGACGACUAAUUAGUCAUGCCAAUGUUUUGGUUCUUCCCGAGCUCCUUUUUAGGCAAAAUUACUACCUUUACAGUACUAUUUAAGAAAAACAAAACAAGAAAAAAAUUUUUUGCGGGCCUUUUUGGCUCUUACGUUCCACUACAAUUACGGUUUUUUAAAUAAAUACUGUGAUAAUCACUAAAUUUGUGGAUAAUUUUGACUCGCUCUCUUUGAGCGAUGUAGCGGGCUCAUCUCUCUUUAUGGAUGCAGCGGAAGUAUAUACGUGGUUGUAUUUUUAAUUGGAUACGAAAACUCAGCAAGGGUGCAGGUCGGUUCAUAACAUGGAAACAUCUUUUGGAAGGCUGUUGAAAAUAGUGUUGCCCGAGCGCUGCUCGGAAGCCAAGCUGAAAGUUACCCAAUAUGUACUGUAUUCCGUGGCUAUUAUAUCUAAAAAAAUCUUUAAAAACCAAUCGUGUCCUGGCAUUGCGUUUUAUUUUCAUUGACAACCCCUACGUUAGCUUAAGACCAGAGAUUGCCACGGCUCCGAGGCCGGCUCUUGGCUCCGGCUCUGAGCGGCUCCGGCUCCGAGCCGGGAGCCAGAGCCGGAGCCGGGAAUUUUGGGUACGGCUCCGGCUCCCGAGCCCAAAGUCGGAGCCAGGUUUCUCAGCGUUCAAAAAAGUAA
Messenger RNA from Bursaphelenchus xylophilus (pine wood nematode), 3744 nucleotides. The record is from the annotation of a GenBank genome assembly. Lineage: Eukaryota; Metazoa; Nematoda; Chromadorea; Rhabditida; Aphelenchoididae.